Molecule: messenger RNA, 2134 nt
Organism: Sipha flava (yellow sugarcane aphid)
Lineage: Eukaryota; Metazoa; Arthropoda; Insecta; Hemiptera; Aphididae
Product: maltase 2-like
Exons: 10
Coding region: 158-2011 (617 amino acids)
Biological process (GO): carbohydrate metabolic process
Source: RefSeq, a predicted model, not a curated record
GAUCGGCGACGAUUCGCGUACCGGCCGGCCGAGACGACGUCCGCGCACACCGGGGCAGAACGUCGCAGCACACGCGUCUGGUGCUCGAGUUGAUUUUCACGAUCGUCCGAAUAUCCGAAAUCGUUUCGCGCCGUCCGGAGCUACGAACCAGUUGGUCAUGUACGGCGAGAAACUAUUAUUAUGGACCAUAACGUUGUUGUUAUUGAACCUGACCGAGUAUUCGGCAAGAGCGAAAACCAUCUAUUUGGCAAAUGAAAAAACCGAACUGGACUGGUGGCAAACCGCCGUUAUCUAUCAAAUAUACACGAGAUCGUUCAAGGAUAACAAUGGCGACGGAGUGGGCGAUCUCAAAGGAAUCGAAGAAAAAGCGGAUCAUCUCAAAGACAUAGGCGUGGAUUGCGUUUGGUUGUCAUCGAUUUUCAAGUCACCCAUGGCAGAUUUUGGUUACGAUAUAUCGGACUUCAAUCAGGUCGAUGCCACGUUCGGCACGAUGGAAGACUUUAUGUCGUUGCAAAAAAAACUCAAGUCCUUGGGAAUUAAAAUUAUAUUGGAUUUUGUACCCAAUCAUACGAGUGAUGAGCACGAAUGGUUUAAAAAGUCUGAACAAAAAAUCGAUCCAUAUACUGAUUAUUAUGUAUGGAAAAGCGCCAAAAUACACAGAAAUGGUUUUAAAGAACUACCAAAUAAUUGGCAAAGUGUAUUUAGUAAUUCAGCAUGGGCUUGGAGUGAUGAACGUAAACAAUAUUAUUUACAUCAGUUCCACUCUAAACAACCAGAUUUAAAUUAUAGAAACCCAGAGUUGGUCGAAGACAUGAAGAACAACAUGCGUUUUUGGUUGGAUCGUGGAAUAGAUGGCUAUAGAUUAAAUUCUGUGUCAAAUUUGGUCGAAGAUUCGAAGUUUUUAGACGAGCCUAAGAAACCGGAGGAAAUAGCCGAGAAAGAGAAAAAUACUCACAAACAAUACUAUCACCCGUACACGAUGGAUUUGCCCGAAACAUACGGUAUGGUUAAACAGUUCAAGGACAUCAUGGAAGAAUAUAAACAGAGAGAUGGAAAAACUAGAGUAUUAAUAAUUGAAGCGCACACGUCCAUAAACAACACGAUGAAAUAUUACGGCACCGAUCCCGGUGCCUAUUUACCGUUCAACUUCGGGCUGAUAACCAAACUGAAUGACGGAUCAAACGCCAGCGAUUUCAACGACGCGGUGUACACGUGGCUGGAAAACUUGCCGCGGGGAAAAUGGCCGAACUGGGUGAUCGGAAAUCAUGACAAUCACCGUGUGGCCACUCGAAUGGGUCCCGAGAUGGUUGACGCGAUGAACAUGUUGAACCUGCUGCUGCCGGGCACCGCUUUCACGUACAUGGGUGAGGAGAUAGGGAUGGAGGACGCCAGGGUGCGGUGGAACCAAACGGUGGACCCGAUGGGCCUGAACGUCGGCCGGGACGGUUACCGAGAGCUGAGCAGGGACCCGGAACGGUCCCCGUACCAGUGGAACGCGGACGUAAGCGCGGGAUUCACCGUGGUCUCCAGCACGUGGUUGCCGGUGAACCCAGAUUACUGGCAUCUCAACCUGGCCGCGCAGAAGCAACGGUCGCACAGCCACUAUACCGUGUACAAACGAUUGACCGCGCUCAGAAGGACCCGUACCAUGCGGAAGGGCGCUUUCGAAGGGCACGUGUUGUCCGAGUGGGUGUACGCGUUCUCCAGAUCACUAAAGGGAGCAGAGACAUACUUGGUGGUCUUAAAUGUAGGUUCUCAGUAUGAGAGAGUCGACUUAUCUAGUUUGUCAAUAAUCAAAGAAGAGAAUUUGAUGGUUCACACAUCCAGCGUUAAUUCACAAUAUUCCAUAAGGGACACAUUGAAUACGACAAAUUUCGAGAUGAGACCUAAGUCGGCGUUGGUGUUGGUCUCUGAACAAUAUUUUACGUCAUCUGCACUUCCAUUGUCGACCACGUCUCUGGUUGUUUUAACGUUCAGUUGGGCUAUCCAGUGGUUAUCAAAUGGUGUUUGAGAAGAUUUAUUAUAUUAUUGUAUCAUUGUUCCUUUUGAUUAAAAUAUAAGAUCUCUAAGAAUGUAAAAAAAGGAAAAUUAUAAAUGUAUAAACAACUUAAAGAUGUAUUUUCACUGUUGGCAA